CUUUUUAUAGAACCCAUAUUCGUGGUUUAAAAAACUGAUGCUGCUGCAGUCUGCAUCCAAACAUGGCCCAUGGAGGAGGCAUCGGCUCGUCGGCUGGGCUGGAGGAGAAGCCAGUGGCCUGUGUGGCCAGCAGCACGGCCUUGGCCAUUAGGAACUCCACGAUAAUCGCCCAUCGGCUGUCCAUUUAUCUGCCCCAAUUGCUACUACCCUCGCGGGAUCCCCAAAAGCUCAUUACAGAAAUUAACUGUCAUGUGGCCCAAUUCCGGGAGAUGCUUAUCUUUAUAGGACAGGCCCGAGAUUCACCCGAGUUGCGGGAGAAGAUCAGGAAGCUGAGGCGGAACUGUGUGGAUGCCUGCAAGCACACCGCCCAUUUAAUCACUCCCCAGCCACGUCAUUGCCUGGGCAGUCCCAGUGAAAGGAUGCACUUGACCCUGCUGUAUCAUCUUACCCAGCAAUUUCAACAUGAACUCAUAAAAAGCCAUCGUUUGAUCCAACUGGUGCCACUGGACAUGACGGAAUAUUAUGCUCCCUCCCGCACUGCCCCAUCCAAUUUGGGCAACGUUAUUAGCCAAUUCCUGUUGUGCAAGCAAAUAAAUCCUGAUUUCCAGCAGGAGGAGCUGUGUAGCAUUGUCAAGGACUCUCAAGAGCUGGCCGAACUUUUGGAGGAGCUACAGGCUCAAAUGCCCUUGACAGAAGCAUCCCCAGAAUCCGAACUGGAUCCAGCACAGAAAUGUGAAAGUAGUCUCGUAUCCCUCAACACUCCAGUUUGGUAUGCCCGCCAGCGAAGAAAGAGUUGCAAAAGUCGAAGCCGUAGUCUAUGUUGCUGUCUGGACAAAAAUCGAGGGAAAACUUUUUAAUAGAGUUAUCUUUAAACUUAAAUUAUCUAAAUAUAUUAAGUUCCAAAAAUAGACAAAGUUCCCUUAACUUAACCCAAUAGGUUAAUAGGUUUAUUAGAAACUAAAGAUAUGUCAUGUCAUUUUUGGAAAGGAAGUGAAGAACUGUCAAUUCUAGAAAAUUGUGACUUAACACCCCUAAACAAGUCAAGAAAUCAGUACUGGCAGUGCUCGAUGAUAACGAAACAACUUCGGGACACGAUGAAAUGUAUUCCCAGAAAUGAUAAUACCGGCGUUGUGGAACACCAAAAACAGACCCAAGGCAAUAACCGUAAUGAAAGCGAUUUAAAGAUACACAAACCAGAAAUACAAAUGAAGAGUUGGCGUUUUCUCGUUUCGAGGAAUCCCAAAAAGAAUGAUGAAAUCCGAAAUCUGUGCCCCUUGCGUGGGACAAAGGGUGAUAAAUUCACCGAGAGCAGGUGAAAUCCCGCUUUACGAUGGCUAAACAAGAUGUCAUAUGUUUAUGGGCGAGAAUCCCCAGAAGCCUUAAGAGUGUUUGUCGACCAUUUAGCAAAAGCAGGUGAUGUCGGCUUUGGAGCGGCGUCGUCCAGACCACCUGGUAGCCAUAAAUGCUGAUUAGAUUCCGGCUUACACCGCGGGCCUCCCGUAGUUGAACAAUGGCACCCAGGUCGAGCGAAGCGCGAUUCCGUGACUAGCUGAUAACAAGCCUUGACGACAAGACACCUCGAAUUAAUUAGAAUACAUUUGCUUUGA
Drosophila suzukii is the source of this 1607-nucleotide messenger RNA. RefSeq lists its product as uncharacterized. The record is from RefSeq and is a predicted model, not a curated record. Gene Ontology annotation, cellular component: neuron projection; membrane. Lineage: Eukaryota; Metazoa; Arthropoda; Insecta; Diptera; Drosophilidae. Gene Ontology annotation, biological process: G protein-coupled receptor signaling pathway; vesicle-mediated transport.